This is a messenger RNA of Pseudophryne corroboree (corroboree frog), 7161 nucleotides long. It is a transcript of the gene ABL1, whose product is annotated as ABL proto-oncogene 1, non-receptor tyrosine kinase. The transcript is spliced from 11 exons. NCBI's taxonomy places the organism in Eukaryota, Metazoa, Chordata, Amphibia, Anura, Myobatrachidae. Gene Ontology annotation, molecular function: non-membrane spanning protein tyrosine kinase activity; protein binding; ATP binding. The record is from RefSeq and is a predicted model, not a curated record. Bases 824 to 4174 code for a protein of 1116 amino acids. Gene Ontology annotation, biological process: protein phosphorylation; regulation of apoptotic process.
GUGACGUCGCGUACGUCACGGCGUCUCCCAGGGCAGCAGCGGUGGCGGCGGCCAGGGCCCAAUAUGGCGGCGGGCAGGGCUGUAUCUCCCGGCCGCUGAGUCUCCGGGGGUCGCCGCGUCUUGUCACCGCCUCUCCGGUGUUACCCGGAACCGGUACGGGCGGUCCCCGCCCGAGAGCUCGCCCAGGUGACCCCGCUGCAGCGCACUUUCCUCAAGGACCCCCUAAUAUAACGGUGUCCCCAAUGGGUCGGUGAGCCCCCCCAGCCCCGGGGAUGACCAAGGAGGUGACAGCGGGGAGACCUAUGUCAUAACACCGCUACUAGGAGGCUAGUCCAUGUCCUCAGGGCCCCUUGACACCCCUGUGACACCAGGGACAGCCCCCUCCUCCUACUUGAAGUCUGAUAUUUACAGAGUGGCCCCUGUGGCCCCUAUGCCAUGACUGGCCCUGAGUGCUAUAGGCCGCCUCUGACAUUGUAUGCUCCUCAUUCGCUUUUAACUUGAUUUAUGCACCAAGGGGGUUUAAUCUAAUGAACAUUUGCUAACACCCUGUGGUCUCCGGGACUGAUAUGGGAUAGUCUAUGCAUUACCCACAAACCACAUCCGUCUUCCAAAGAGACUUUCUAUAGACUGGACAGAAGAAGCUGUUCCGCAUUUACAUCUAUAUAUGUGUAUAUUUUUUUUAACUCCCUGCCUCACUUAAGUUUAAGUCGUGUUGUUGAUCAGUCAACGUUUUGGAUCCUGUGAAUACAAGAUAACACAGUGACGGCCUGAAAUAAACAUUUGUUUACGUUUUUGUUUUCUUUUUGCAAACUCUGCUCAUCCUAUGGGUCAGCAGCCUGGAAAAGUGCUUGGGGACCAGAGGAGGCCGAGUCUGCCUGCCUUACCCUUUAUCAAAGGAGUCGGGAAGAAGGACUCCGCCAAGCACGGCGGCCCUCAUUGCAAUGUUUUUGUGGAGCACGAAGCCUUGCAAAAACCAAUAGUUUCAGACUUUGAGCCUCAAGGUCUCAGUGAAGCUGCUCGUUGGAAUUCCAAGGAAAACCUUCUGUCUGGACCAAGUGAAAAUGACCCCAACCUGUUUGUUGCACUGUAUGACUUCGUGGCCAGUGGGGACAAUACCCUCAGCAUCACUAAAGGCGAGAAGCUCCGGGUGUUGGGAUACAAUCACAACGGAGAGUGGUGUGAGGCCCAGACCAAGAACGGACAAGGCUGGGUGCCCAGUAAUUACAUCACCCCGGUCAAUAGCCCUGAGAAACAUUCCUGGUACCACGGACCAGUGUCGCGCAACGCGGCUGAAUACCUGCUGAGCAGCGGAAUCAAUGGCAGCUUCCUGGUGAGGGAGAGCGAGAGCAGCCCGGGGCAGAGGUCCAUAUCCCUGAGAUACGAGGGCAGGGUUUACCACUACCGCAUCAACACGGCUUCUGAUGGAAAGCUGUACGUGUCCUCGGACAGCCGCUUCAAUACACUGGCCGAGCUAGUCCACCACCACUCCACAGUGUCCGACGGGCUGAUCACCACUCUACACUACCCAGCUCCAAAGCGCAACAAACCGACCAUCUAUGGCGUGUCCCCAAACUAUGACAAGUGGGAGAUGGAGAGGACGGACAUCACCAUGAAGCAUAAGCUGGGUGGCGGACAGUAUGGAGAAGUCUAUGAGGGCGUGUGGAAAAAAUAUAACUUAACAGUGGCAGUGAAGACUCUAAAGGAGGAUACUAUGGAAGUGGAAGAGUUUUUAAAAGAAGCCGCUGUGAUGAAAGAGGUCAAACACCCCAAUCUGGUCCAGUUGCUGGGGGUGUGCACACGAGAGCCCCCAUUUUACAUAAUCACAGAGUUCAUGACCUAUGGCAACCUCCUGGACUACCUGCGGGACUGCAAUCGGCAGGAGGUGACGGCAGUAGUACUUCUUCAUAUGGCCACUCAGAUUUCAUCUGCCAUGGAGUACCUUGAGAAAAAGAACUUCAUUCACAGGGACCUUGCAGCCAGAAACUGCCUCGUUGGGGAAAACCACUUGGUGAAAGUAGCCGAUUUUGGUCUGAGUCGGUUGAUGACAGGGGACACAUAUACUGCCCAUGCCGGUGCCAAAUUCCCUAUUAAGUGGACUGCCCCAGAAAGCUUGGCUUAUAACAAGUUCUCCAUAAAAUCAGAUGUUUGGGCCUUUGGUGUUUUACUAUGGGAAAUUGCCACCUAUGGGUUGUCUCCAUACCCAGGCAUCGAUCUUUCUCAGGUGUACGAGCUGCUAGAAAAGGAUUAUCGUAUGGAGCGUCCAGAAGGUUGUCCAGAAAAAGUUUAUGAACUCAUGAGAGCAUGCUGGCAAUGGAAUCCUCUAGACAGACCAUCCUUUGCUGAAAUCCAUCAAGCAUUUGAAACAAUGUUCCAGGAGUCGAGUAUCUCAGACGAGGUGGAGAAAGAACUGGGAAAGAAAGGCCUCAGGGUUAUCAUGAGCAAUCCAUUGCAAGCCCCUCAGCUGCCUACAAAAAGCAGGUUUACACGAAAAGUGGCUGAAAGCAAGGAUGAUAAUGCAGAUCCUAUACAGGGGAGAGGAGCGGGGGACCUAGAUGUUUUGGAACUUGAGCCAGCAGUGUCUCCCCUCCUCCCUCGCAAGGAGCGGCUAGGGACUGCAGAUGGUGGACUCCCAGAGGAUGAACGCCUGCUGCCCAACAACAAAAAAGCCAAUCUGUUUAGCACUCUGAUCAAGAGGAAAAAGAAAGUUGCCCCCACGCCACCCAAACGCAGCAGCUCGUUUCGUGAAAUCGAACAAAGGUGCAUGGAAGGAGAGCAUAGAGAUGAUGGCGGCAAUAUUGAUUCCAUAAAAUUCCCAAAUAAUGGUGCUGCUAUGACCAACGGCUCAGUGCAAGGAAGUAUUGGCUUUCUAACCCCACACUGGAAGAAAUCCAGUGCGAAUGCAGGCCGCCAAGCACCGCAAGGGGAGGACGUGGGUAAUAGCCACACAGGAAAACGUUUCCAGAGGUCGUCUUCUGCUUCCUGCAUGCCUCAUGGGUCCAAAGACAUGGAAUGGAAGUCAGUCACCCUCCCCAGGGAAAUGCCGUCCACGCGGUAUAUGUUGGACAUGGCUAGCUCUGGGCAAAAAGCAGAAAUACCAGCUCUGCCACGAAAGAGAGGCAACGAAAGCAAAACAGACUCAUGUCCCAGGGGGGCUGUCACACCACCACCUCGUCUACCCAAAAAAAGUGAGGAGCCAACAGAUGAAGUGUUUAAAGACCCAGACCCAAGUCCAGUAUCCAGCUCACCAAGUUUGACGCCAAAAUUGCUGCACAGGAAAGCCGGAGGCCCUCCUUCAUCCUCUCCCAUACAGAAAGAGGAUAUGGGGAGCACCAGAUGUGGCUCUGAGUCUGCUUUCUCUGCCAAGCAAACCUCAGGUUCUGGGAAAGCCGAAGCAGAUCUCCGGCUCAGAAGGGCUAAACUGUCAGAAACAGCUACCAAGGACAAAAUGAAAGCAUUAAAGGUCAAACCGAGCCCACCUCUUCCACUUUCCACUCCAACCUCUUCAUCUUCCACCAGCUCCUGCACCUUAGGAAAAUCUACAAAACUUUCCUCUCAAAAUCAUGAUCCUAGCAUAAAUGAGCCAAAGCAGAAACCGACAAACCAGAGCGAGGACCACUCAAGAACAAACCCAUCUGUGAUAGACAGCGGCAAGAAAUCAGUGCUACUGUCCAACGUCAAGCCCCAAUCCACAGAGAAGCGGCCUGGGGUGCAGGCAAUGGCUGGAGGAGGUGUGGAUAGGCCUCAACAGUCAGCUCCGUCUUCCUCGUCGUCCACCGCUUUUAUUCCCCUCCUCUCCACAAGAGUUUCCCUGCGCAAAACCCGCCAACCCCCAGAAAAGUUCCUCAGUGGAGCAGUCACAAAGGAUACUGUAUUGGAGAGCACAGAAUGCCUGCGGGCUGCUAUCAGCCGCAAUUCGGAACAAAUGGCCAGCCACAGUGCGGUGCUCGAGGCUGCUAAAAACCUGCACGCUUUUUGCACCAGUUAUGUGGACUCCAUUCAACAAAUGAGGAACAAAUUUGCUUUCAGAGAAGCAAUGAGCAAGCUGGAGAACAGUCUUCGGGAUCUACAAAUCUGCCCCACCGCUGCCUCCACAGGUGGUGGACCUGCCACGCCUCAGGACUUUAGCAGGCUGCUCUCUUCUGUGAAAGAGAUCAGUGAUGUAGUGCAGAGGUAGCAUCUGAGAUUCAGGGCUUUAAGUCCAAAUUAAGAGCGGAGGACAACAGGGCCUCAACCUCUUACUCUCUCAAGAUGCUGGAAUGCAGGGUCCAUUUAUGGUGGCUUUAGUACUGAUGCCUGGGAAGAAGCACUUUGAAUCUGAGGUUUUGAUUGGUGGUAUUUAGGCUCACAACAUGCCACAUGGCAUUUAAAAAGUGGCCAUACAUGCACAUCUUUUAAGAACGCCCUCACCUCUCCUCUUUCCGUAGAGACUGCGGUAAUAUCUGACACGGACCUUAAUGGUCUACUGAUUUAUCUUAAACCCUUAAUUGGCAGAGUGCUUUAAAGUGUCGUGGAGACCAUACAGGACAUUAAUACAAGCAGUAUUGUAAGCAAAAAUAAUGUCUUUGUCUAACACUGCUACAUCCUCAUCACUACUGCCUCAUCUUUUAUAAAACCCUUGAAAAUUAGUGACUUAUUUUCAAACCCCUCCCCCCCAAUGCACACAUCAUAACGAGUCCCCCUUGAGGUGUUCUCAUGUCCCAAAACAUUCCAAGCUGUUACAUAAAAUGACAACACAUUUAGCACACACAAGAGAAUCUUGUAUCAUUCCAUCAUGUUUUCAGUUCACAGAUAAAUCCAUGGACUGGUCUGCUGAGACCGUCAUGUCCUCUUCCAGUUACCAGUCUCAAAGGGUUCCUUUUGGCUGGUAUUAUGCUGGCACAUUAUCUAAACAGUGGUGCAGUGAAUACAUCUUCUAAAUAUAAAACAAACUGCUAGAUGAAGACUGUAUUGUUCAUCUGUUUUUAACAACUUAAGUGCAAUUCUGUUUUUCUUUUUCCGUUCCAUUCUUUUAUUAAAAAAAACAAAAAUCCAGAAUGAAAUGGCCCACAGUCUAUAGCUUGUGAGCGAUACUUUGCCCAACCCCCUUAAUUUUGUUAGCCAUAAGCAAAAUCACAGCUUAAAACCUUGUAGGUUACAGAUAUGUUGGUGAUGGAAUCCCAGGCACGGGGCUUCUAGGGAGUGUGGUGUUGAAGUCUUGUUACUCUGCACAUUAGGAUCCUUUGCCCCAGCCGAUGAUUCACAGAUCCAGCUGUGCCUCCCACCUCUGUUAUCUCCAUGAGUAGACUAUACGAAUGCCGACUGAGCGUCUCCCACCCUUCCUUUUAGACGUUUACAGUAAAUUUAAAAUUUUCAGUAUAAAUUUACAGUUCGCUGUUUUUAUUUUUUCCUUUGCAAGGAUAUGCAAUUUUAUACCUACAUGUAAAUAUACAAAUGUCAGAUUUAAACGUGCACACACAGCUGCCUUCACUAAAAGGUUUCUCCCUGGCACUGAAGAGGUUAAAGUGCCUCUAAAUGCAGUGGCGACCGGGAUUGGCCGCUGAGCUGUAGGGCUGCAUGCUUUGCAAUUAGCAGCAAGAGGUCCAAGGCCAGGCGCCAUUGUAUCUUCGCCUCUCAGUGUCAGAGGGGGUGUAUCUGCCUGGCUGGUUACCCAGUGGUUACUGAGAAGGAUAGCGGAUGAUCACGGGUGGCAUUUGGGCGUGUAUUGCCAUCAUUGUUUGCCAGUGUCUUUAAUCAGUGCCUUUUCAGUGACUACCUAUACUCUAGGCCGGUGCCUUACACACACAGAGAAAUGGCCUCCGCCCUGGUGUCUUGUCAGGAGUUGAGCCUACACGUUUUGUCAUUUUACUGUUUUUGUUUCAUUGAAAUGAUAAAAGCAGAACAAUCCAGCGUCCGUUUUGUUGUUUUUUUUUACCCAUACUGCAGGACCUAGAAUUUUACUUCCAGAUCAUUUCACUGAGACUUACGGUUUAUCUGAUAAUAUCAAGUGUAUGAAUUUCCCUGGUGAUAGAAGGUUGGUCCUUCCCAUUUGUUAAAGGUUUUUUGUUUUUUUUCCUUAACCUAGCAUUACCUCUGAUAAAUGACAGUACUGAAAUUACAAUGGUUUUUGCACUUUACAGUCCUACACCAGAGCACGGCAACCUGGUUAAUCCAUCUUCCAGUAUAACCAAAAAAAAAACGUGCGCAUCAAGUAGUGUGAUCGUACACGGUUAAAGCACAUAAACUUUUAUAUGUUAUUUUUAAAUCAAUUACUUGACAAUUAUAGGGCCUACCUAUUGUGAUGUUUUCUCCUUUUUUGUUUUUGGACUAAAAAAAUUGGAUAGUAUGACGUCUGUCGCCAUUUCUAUUGAAUAGUCACUUGCAAAAAUAUGCAUUUGUUGACAGUCAAGUACUAGGUGGAAGGUCUCUAGAAACACGUGAUUCCUGCUGGGCUACACUUAGGUGUUUUGGCAGCAAAUCAGGCUUACGGAGGAGAGAGCUUUUACUUGUAACUGGCAGUGAAGAUGUUAAAUUUUCCAAGUCCCCAAAUGUUCCUCUACCUUCGUUAUUAAGUGGUAACGCAGUUCAUUAAAAGGAACCGGUGUUUGCAAUAAGAAGAUUCAUAUUUAUUUAUAAAGAUAGAUGCUUAUAGAGAAAAAGUUAUUAAUUUUUAUUUCCCUUGUUCAAUGAAACAGCCCCGUUAUACUCAGGCGGCUCUGUACUGACUGUUGAGAAAUAAUUAGCCGAUUCCUAGAUCUCACUACUGUGCAGUAACAUCAGCCCGAGCUGCUCUGACCUAAAGGCAGGUUGGUAAUUACAGCAGGUGGGUUGUUUUCAAAGAUUUGGUUGGCCCAGAUGUUUUAAACUCUUAAUUGCCAGCGUUGUAGUCCCUGAAUUGCCGGAGAGUGCUGAAACACACACCGGACAAGAGUUGUGAGUGCAAUUAGCUUAUUGCAGCACUGAGUAAAAUAUGUGAAGUGGGUGACCUGUGCCUACAGCGAGAAAGGGCAACAAGGUACGGCGCAUAUAUAUGUAUCACACCUGUGGCUGUGUCCACACCUGGGCUUAUGUGUCACUGGCGUUUCAAAGAUGUCACUUCCUGUACAUAACUUUUUCUUUUAUGUUCUUGUAAUGUCACCUCUGUGUCUGUUUUACAAUUUUGUCAAAAUACAACUCAUUUAUGUA